UCCAAGGCAGCGAGUACACAGACCCUCUCAAAUUGAGAAAGAACCCUAGCAAUCACCUCUCUCUUCUUUGCCUCAAAGCCAUGGCUUGUGACAAGAGUUUCUGCAGCAACCACUUGCUGUUGAGCCCAGAGAAAGCCGGUGUCAUCGAUCUCUUGCGCAUUCUGAUCUACAGCGAUGUGCACAAAAGGGAAUUCGUGGACUCCUCCGAGGAAGGAGAGGAGAGCUUUGAGCGAAGGUGGAUCAUGUUUGUAUCCAUUCUUGCGCAGAAGCUUCUGCUUCUUGUGGCCAAACCCCUGUCUUUGAUCGGGUCGGUGAUUGAGUUUUGGUUGAAUUUCUUGUCGAGCAAUCGGAACUUUGGAAGGCUUCUUGUCAACUGCUUUCGAGGGAAAGUAAUGCCGGACAGAGAGUCUGCGAGCUAUAUAUCCAUCGUUGGCUAUUUGGACAAGAGAGUGGAACUGGACAACCGCAUCAGGCCUGGGGACAGUGAGUACCAUGCGGCUCUCUCCAUGAUGGCUUCGAAAGCAUCUUAUGAGAACAAGGCCUACCUUCAAACAACGAUCACCCACCACUGGCAGAUGGAUUUCUUGGGGUCCUACAACUUUUGGAAUGAUUAUCAAAGGAAAGUAACCACACAGGCCUUCAUGCUACGGGACCGCGACACCAUCAUGGUCGCCUUCCGAGGCACGGAACCUUUCAAUGCGGCCGAUUGGUGCAUGGACUUUGACCUCUCACGGUACGAGUUACCAGGAGUUGGGAAUAUCCAUGGCGGGUUCAUGAAAGCUCUAGGCCUCCAGAAGACCCUAGGUUGGCCGAAAGAGCUUGACCCACUUCUCAAAACCCCCGCGCCGUUCGCUUACUAUGCCAUAAGGGAGAAACUAAGGUCAUUGCUUGGCGAGAACGACAAAGUGAAAUAUGUGUUGACCGGCCACAGCUUGGGAGGUGCGUUGGCGAUACUCUUCCCAGCGAUCUUGGCCAUUCACGGGGAGACGUGGCUGAUGGAGAGAUUGGAGGGGGUCUACACCUUUGGUCAACCUAGGGUUGGAGAUGACAAGUUUGGGGAGUUCAUGGAGAGGGUCUUGAAAGAACAUCGGAUUGCGUACUUUCGAUUCGUUUAUUCCAAUGACAUUGUGCCUAGGUUGCCUUUCGAUGAUUCAGCUUCCAUGUUCACGCACUUUGGGCGUUGUUGCUAUUUCAAUAGCAAAUAUGAAGGGAAUGUCAUCCCAGAAGAACCGAACAAGAACUACUUCUCGCCUCUACAAGUGAUACCGAUGAUGAUGAAUGCGUGGUAUGAGCUCAUGAGAAGCUUUAUGAUUGCUUGGGAGAAGGGACCAAGCUACAAAGAAGGAUUGUUGUUGAGGAUUUUUAGAGUGAUUGGCCUGCUGAUUCCAGGAAUACCUGCUCAUAUUCCUCAGGAUUAUGUAAAUUCUACAAGAUUAGGAGGGUCGCAGCUAUUCCUACACCAACAAUGACUAAGAAUAGUUAUAGCUUUAUACAAUAUGAUAUUGCCUCCUAAGAUUGGAUCACCAAGAUUCAAUUGUGUUGUAAGAAAAUGAUAGAAAUUAAAACACAACUAUGCGGCCGAGAGUCGAUCCCACUCCACAUGUAUGUUGUUUCUGCAUUUCCUAAUAGUUUAAUCUUCUAGAGAAAAUCACCUAUUUGGCAAUAUACGAUAUUAAAUUAUGUGUCCAUGAGGUCAUAUUGUAGCAUGACAUCUCAUUUUUAUCCAAUUGCAUAUUGGGUGAGUGAAAGAGAUGUCACCUAUAUAUAAAAUUUUCGACUUUUAGUAAUAUAAAAAUAUUUUGAACCAAGGGGGCUGAGCCCCCAGUAGCCUCCGUCAGGUGUGCCAUUG
Messenger RNA from Eucalyptus grandis, 1849 nucleotides. Its product is annotated as triacylglycerol lipase OBL1. Gene Ontology annotation, biological process: lipid metabolic process. The transcript is spliced from 5 exons. Gene Ontology annotation, molecular function: triacylglycerol lipase activity. NCBI's taxonomy places the organism in Eukaryota, Viridiplantae, Streptophyta, Magnoliopsida, Myrtales, Myrtaceae. The record is from RefSeq and is a predicted model, not a curated record. Bases 81 to 1469 code for a protein of 462 amino acids.